Molecule: messenger RNA, 1047 nt
Organism: Clonostachys rhizophaga
Lineage: Eukaryota; Fungi; Ascomycota; Sordariomycetes; Hypocreales; Bionectriaceae
Source: the annotation of a GenBank genome assembly
AUGGAUUUCGCGGCGUUGAUGAAGAAGGAGCUUGGCAAGUCGCAGAAGCCAAGCGACAGCGGCUCGUCCAAAAAGUUUAUGAAGCGCUCUGAAAUCGAAGCCGAGCGCAAGGCAGCAUAUGCCGCCGAACAAAAAGCUCUUGAGGACGAACGCGAAGCGAAAGCGAUUGCGAAGCGCAAGCGAGAGGAAGAAGUCGCAGCGGAGAACGCCGCGCGAGAGGAGAAGCGCCGCAAGCUUGCGGAAGAGUCUCGAAAACGUCGCGAGGACGAGGAGUGGGCAGAGCAACAAGCGAGAAGGAAAAAGCUGGGUCUGGAGGAGUUGAAGAGGAAGACGGAAGACGACGAAGAGAACAACGUGGGCGAGGGAGUAGAGGAUAUCCCCGAAGAUGAGCUCCGAGAGAAGCUCAGAGCCCUUGGAGAGCCCGUCGCUCUGUUCGGAGAGAAACAUGUAGCAAGACUACGGCGGUACAGAAAACUUACCACCGUAAUUACAAAGGGCCCCAUUCCCACCACUUUGGAACUCGUGGAAGAGAAGGAUAUGAAGCUCGAUGGGACAGUACCGAAAGAUAAGAAGGGGAAACAAUGGGUGUUCCGCCAGCUUGCCAGUUACUUCACAAUGAUUCUCACGGCUUACGAACGCGCAAUGGAAGAAGAAAAGAGAGACACAACUGCAAGUAAAACUGCAUACACUGCCAUGGUACAGACACGAGAAAAUAUGGUACCUCUGUUCCGGAAGUUCGAAAGCGGCAAUCUUGAAGAUUCACUCUUGGAACCCAUCAUCGAAAUUGUCAAGGCGCUACAAGAACGACGAUAUGUCGAUGCCAAUGAUGGCUACCUACGCCUCAGUAUUGGCAAGGCUGCCUGGCCGAUUGGUGUUACCAUGGUUGGUAUCCACGAACGUAGCGCCCGAGAAAAGCUGCACAAUGGCGAGAAGGGGCAUGUUAUGGGCGAUGAAGUCACACGAAAAUAUCUUCAGAGCAUCAAACGCUGCCUCACCUUUGCACAGGUGAGGUGGCCACCAAGCGAUUUGAAGCAGUUAAUGGGAUAG